AUUCCCGAGCCUAACCCAUCCAACGGUCCAGAUCUCACUUAGCUUAUCGAAAUCAGCGGUUGAGAUCUCGUUUUCGCAUCAACUCCGCACGGUACUCGAUGUCUUGCUUUCGGCCACUCAUGACAAGCAACGAGAGCUGCCUUUCGUCUGCAUACGUGGCGGUGGGACAUACCUUUACCAUGACCAUCUGACAUAUGGGUCCCACUCUAAGGCGGGAACCCAAUUUUCCUCCUUUUUUUUUGGCUGUAACGGAUUCGGUCAUGCUUUGUGAGAGGAGAUGAGAGAGAGAGAGAGUCACAGUCUCGCAGAUACUGUGUCUUGAAAAGAGAGUCUAGAGAGAGAGUGUGUUUGUGUGUCUUGUUUGGUUGUUGGACUAAAAUGAGCUGAAACAGUUUGGAUUAGUUUUGUUUGUUUGUUUCAUCUUCUCAACCACAGAUAUAGUUAAGUUGUGGUAACUAAGGAAGAAAAAAAAAAACCUCUUUGAAGUUCGUUCUAUGAUUUUUGGUGUAUUUUGAGACAUACAAAGUUUAGUACUUUUUUGUCCCCUCUUAUCGGAGCGUGAGUCUUUAUUUUUCGAUUUUUAAUCUUGGAGGAAAAGAGGGAGAAUUUUAGAUAAGAAUCUAUGAGCCAAUGAUUCCAUUCAUCUUCUUUGUGAAGAUUUUGAGUUGAAUUCCAUAUUUCUCUUUCUUGUGGGGGUUUCUCAUUGGUUUUCUCGAGAAUAUAUGUUGUUUGGGAGAAGAGGAUAGGAGCGCUUCACUGUAGCAUAAAAAAAGAGUCUUAACUUUUUCCUGGUUCUUUUAGCUUUGAACAGCUUCAGCUUUCUGGGUUUCUAAGAUUUGUGUCGAAUCUUGAAAAACCCAAAUGCUUUUUCUCUUCGAUGGUUUCGAUUUCAUGAUGCUCGUAAACGCAGCAAUGGAGCAUAGAAGAAGACGAAGAAACGGAUGUAGCAACACUAUUUGUCUCCUGUUAUUCUUCUUCUUAGUCUUCGCUUCAAGAACAAGCACAAGCGCAAGUUGUCGGCGAAGAACUGUGAAGCACUUAUCCACAAAUCCACCUUCAUCUAUACCACUCGAAUCCAGAAUCACUUCCAAGGUUAUCGUUAUUAGCAUCGUCUCAGGGAUUUUAACCGGCUUGGUCUCGGCCUUAGUGUUAGCUUUAUUGGUCCGUUGCAUUGUCAAAUUCAUGAAACAGACUCCAAUUCUCAAAGGUCCUGUGGUGUUUUCCCCAAAGAUUACUCCUAAAUCUCUUCACGCAGCUCUCGGUAAUGGUAUCCAGUUGCUUGGCUCAGACCCAAAUGGUAAAUACUACAAGAUGGUACUCGACAACGGUCUAGUGGUUGCAGUCAAGAGACUAGGCUCACUUGAAGGAAACGGCUCACCAGAAGCAACUAGUAGUAGCAAGUCGGUUAAAAGAAGAUUGCAGAAGGAACUUGAGCUUCUUGCUGGGUUAAGGCAUAGGAACCUUAUGAGUUUAAGAGCUUAUGUUCGAGAAUCCGAUGAGUUCUCUCUCGUCUAUGAUUACAUGCCAAAUGGUAGUCUUGAGGAUGUGAUGAAUAAGGUUAGAGCGAAAGAGGUAGAGCUCGGAUGGGAGAUUAGGCUUAGAGUCGCAGUUGGGAUUGUGAAAGGGCUUCAGUAUCUCCAUUUUAGCUGUGAGCAACAGAUUCUUCAUUAUAACUUGAAACCUACAAAUGUGAUGUUGGAUUCUGAGUUUGAGCCUCGGCUUGCUGAUUGCGGAUUGGCCAAGAUCAUGCCUAGUUCACACACAGCGGUUUCUUGCUACUCUGCUCCCGAGUCUUCUCAAAGUAACAGAUACACCGACAAAAGCGACAUAUUCAGCUUUGGGAUGAUAUUGGGUGUUCUUUUAACCGGAAAAGACCCCACCCUUCCUUUCGGUGGAGAGGGUGCAAGCGGAGGCAGCUUGGGACAGUGGUUGAAGCAUUUGCAGCAAUCCGGGGAGGCACGAGAAGCAUUAGAUAAGAGUAUUCUUGGAGAGGAAGUGGAGGAAGACGAGAUGUUAAUGGCUUUGAGAAUCGCCAUUAUCUGCCUUUCUGAUUUUCCGGCAGACAGGCCUUCCAGUGAUGAGCUUGUUCACAUGCUUACACAACUGCACAGCUUUUAGCCUUAAUGUUCUUGUACCAAACCUAUCUGUGAACCCAAUCCAUGAAAUCCAAACAUCUGUA
Messenger RNA from Eutrema salsugineum, 2179 nucleotides. Its product is annotated as inactive leucine-rich repeat receptor-like protein kinase CORYNE. Gene Ontology annotation, molecular function: protein kinase activity; ATP binding. The transcript is spliced from 2 exons. Bases 862 to 2118 code for a protein of 418 amino acids. Gene Ontology annotation, biological process: protein phosphorylation. NCBI's taxonomy places the organism in Eukaryota, Viridiplantae, Streptophyta, Magnoliopsida, Brassicales, Brassicaceae. The record is from RefSeq and is a predicted model, not a curated record.